AUACCUCAUUGUAGUUUUGAUUUGCAUUUCUCUAAUGAUUAGUGAUAUUGAGCAUCUUUUCAUGUGUUUGUUGGCAAUCUGUAUAUCUUCUUUGGAGAAAUGUCUAUUUAGGUCUGCUGCCCAUUUUAGAUUAGGUUGUUUAUUUUUUUGAUAUUGAGCUGCAUGAGCUGCUUGUAUAUUAUGGAGAUUAAUCCUUUGUCUGUUGCUUCAUUUGCAAAUAUUUCCUCUUAUUCUGAGGGUUUUCUUUUCAUUUUAAUGUUUCCUUUGCUCUGCAAAAGCUUUUAAAUUUCAUUAGGUGCUAUUUGUUUAUUUUUGGUUUUAUUUUCAUUUUUCCAGAGGUGGGUCAAAAAGAAUCUUCCUGUGAUUUAUGUCAUAGAGUGUUCUUCCUAUGUUUUCCUCUAAGAGUUUUAUAGUGUCUGGCUUUACAUUUAGGUCUUGAAUCCAUUUUGAGUUUAUUUUUGUGUAUGGUGUUAGGGAGUGUUCUAAUUUCAUUCUUUUACAUGUAGCUGUCCAGUUUUCCCAGCACCACUUAUUGAAGAGACUGUCUUUUCUCCAUUGUAUUUUCUUGCCUCCUUUAUCAAAGAUGAGGUGACCGUAUGUGUAGGGUUUAUCUCUGGGCUUUCUAUCCAGUUCCAUUGAUCUAUAUUUCUGUUUUUGUGACAGUACCAUACUACCUUGAUUACUGUAUCUUUGUACUAUAGUCUGAAGUCUGGGAACCUGAUUCCUCCAGCUCUGUUUUUCUUUCUCAAGAUUGCUUUGGCUAUUCGGUGUCUUUUGUGUUUCCAAACCAGUUGUGAAAUUUUUUGUUCUAGCUCUGUGAAAAAUGCCUUUGGUAGUUUGAUAGGGAUUGCAUUGAAUCUGUAGAUUGCUUUGGGUAGUAUAGUCAUUUUCACAAUGUUGAUUUUUCCAAUCCAAGAACAUGGUUUAUCCCUCCAUCUCUUUGUAUCAUCUUUAAUUUCUUUCAUCAGUGUCUCAUAGUUUUCUGCAUACAGGUCUUUUGUCUCCUUAGGUAGGUUUAUUCCUAGGUAUUUUAUUCUUUUUGUUGAAUUGGUAAAUGAGAGUGUUUCCUUAAUUUCUCUUUCAGAUUUUUCAUCAUUAGUGUAUAGGAAUGCAGGAGAUUUCUGUGCAUUAAUUUGUAUCCUGCUACUUUACCAAAUUCAUUGGUGAGCUCUAAUAGUUUUCUGGUAGCAUCUUUAGGAAUCUCUAUGUAUAGUGUCAUGUCAUCUGUAAACAGUGACAGUUUUACUUCUUUUCUAAUUUGGAUUCCUUUUAUUUCUUUUUGUUCUCUGAUUGCUGUGGCUAAAACUUCCAAACUAUGUUGAAUAAUGGCGGUGAGAGUGGGCAACCUUGUCUUCUUCCUAACCUUAGUGGAAAUGGUUUCAGUUUUUGACCAUUGAGAACAAUGUGGCUGUGGGUUUGUCAUAUAUGGCCUUUAUUAUGUUGAGGUAGGUUCCCUCUAUACCUACUUUCUCAGAGUUUUUAUCAUAGAUGGGUAUUGAAUUUUGUCAGAAGCUUUUUCUGCAUCUAUUGAGAUUAUCGUAUUGUUUUUAAUCCUUCAGUUUGUUAAUAUGGUGUAUCACAUUGAUUUGCGUAUAUUGAAGAAUCCUUGCACCUCUGGGAUAAACCCCACUUGAUCAUGGUAUAUGAUCCUUUUAAUAUGCUGUUGGAUUCUGUUUGCUAGUAUUUUGAUGAGGAUUUUUGCAUUCAUAUUCAUAAGAGAUACUGGCCUGUAGUUUUCUUUUUUUGGUGACAUCUUUGUCUGGUUUUGGUAUCAGAGUGAUGGGUGCCUCGUAGAAUGAGUUUGGGAGUGUUCCUCCCUCUGCUAUAUUUUCGAAGAGUUUGAGAAGGAUGGGUGUUAGCUUUUCUCUAAAUGUUUAAUAGAAUUUGCCUGUGAAGCCAUCUGGCCCUGGGCUUUUGUUGGUUGGAAGAUUUUUAAUCACAGUUUCAGUUUCAGUGCUUGUGAUUGGUCUGUUUAUAUUUUCUAUUUCUUCCUGGUUCAGUCUCAGAAGGUUGUACUUUUCUAAGAAUUGGUCCAUUUCUUCCAGGUUGUCCAUUUUAUUGGCAUAGAGUUGCUUGUAGUAAUCUCUUAUGAUCCUUGGUAUUCCUGUAGUGUCAAUUGUUACUUCUCCUUUUUCAUUUCUAAUUCUGUUGAUUUGAGUCUUCUCCCUUUUUUUCUUCAUGAGUCUGGCUAACGGUUUAUCUAUUUUGUUUAUCUUCUCAAAAACCAGCUUUUAGUUUUAUUGAUCUUUGCUAUAGUUUUCUUCAUUUCUUUUUCAUUUAUUUCUGAUCUGAUCUUUAUGAUUUCUUUCCUUCUGCUAGCUUUGGGGUCUUUUUGUUCUUCUUUCUCUAAUUGCUUUAGGUGUAAGGUUAGGUUUUUUCUUUGAGGUGUUUCUUGUUUCUUGAGGUAGGAUUGUAUUGCUAUAAACUUCCCUCUUAGAACUGCUUUUGCUGCAUCCCAUAGGUUUUGGGUCGUCGUGUCUUUAUUGUCAUUUGUUUCUAGGUAUUUUUUGUUUUCCUCUUGAUUUCCUCAGUGAUCUCUUGGUUAUUUAGUAGUGUAUUGUUUAGCCUCCAUGUAUUUGUAUUUUUUUACAGAUUUUUCCUGUAAUUGAUAUCGAGUCUCAUAGCAUUGUGGUCAGAAAAGAUACUUGAUAUGAUCUCAAUUUUCUUAAAUUUACCAGGGCUUGAUUUGUAACCCAAGAUAUGAUAUAUGUUGGAGAAAGUUCCAUGAGCACUUGAGAAGAAAAUGUAUUCUGUUGUUUUUGGAUGGAAUGUCCUAUAAAUAUCUGUUAAGUCCAUCUUGUUUAAUGUGUCAUUUAAAGCUUGUGUUUCCUUAUUUAUUUUAAUUUGGGUGAUCUGUCCAUUGGUGAAAAUGGGGUGUUAAAGUCCUCUACUAUGAUUGUGUUACUGUCAGUUUCCCCUUUUAUGGCUGUUAGCAUUUGCCUUAUGUAUUGAGGUACUCCUAUGUUGGGUGCAUAAAUAUUUACAGUGUCAUAUCUUCUUCUUGGAUUGAUCCCUUGAUCAUUAUGUAGCAUCCUUCUUUGUCUUUUUAAUAGUCUUUAUUUUAAAGUCUAUUUUGUCUGAUAUGAGAAUUGCUACUCCAGCUUUCUUUGAUUUCUAUUUGCAUGGAAUAUCUUUUUCCAUCCCCUCACUUUCAGUCUGAAAUGGGUCUCUUGUAGACAACAUAUGUACGGGUCUUGUUUUUGUAGCCAUUCAGCCAAUCUAUGUCUUUUGGUUGGAGCAUUUAAUCCGUUUACAUUUAAGGUAAUUAUCAAUAUGUAUGUGCCUGUUACCAUUUUCUUAAUUGUUUUGGGUUUGUAUUUGUAGGUUUUUUUCUGCUCUUGUGUUUCCUGCCUAGAGAAGUUCCUUUAGCAUCUGUUGUAAAGCUGGUUUUGUCGUGCUGAAUUGUCUUAGCUUUUGCUUGUCUGUAAAGCUUCUGAUUUCUCCAUCAAAUCUGAAUGAGAUCCUUGCUGGGUAUAGUAAUUUUGGUUGUAGGUUUUUCCCUUUCAUCACUUUAAAUAUGUCCUGCCACUCCCUUCUGGCCUGCAGAGUUUCUGCUGAAAAAUCAGCUGAUAAACUGAUGGGGAUUCUCUUGUAGUUAUUUGUUGCCUUUCCCUUGCUGCUUUUAAUUUUUUUUUCUUUGUAUUUAAUUUUUGUUAGUUUGAUUAAUAUAUUUCUCAGCGUGUUUCUCCUUGGGUUUAUCCUGUAUGGGACUCCCUGCACCUCCUGGAGUUGAUUGACUAUUUCCUUUCACAUGUUCGGGAAGUUUUCUACUAUAAUCCCUUCAAAUAUUUUCUAAGGCCCUUUUCCUUUCUCUUCUUCUCUGGUACCCCUAUAAUUCAAAUAUUGUUGCCCUUAAUGUUGUCCCAGAGGUCUCUGAGAGUGUCCUCCUUUCUUUUCAUUCUUUUUUCUUUAUUCUGCUUUGUGGCAGUUAUUUCCACCAUUCUAUCUUCCAGGUCACUUUUCCAUCCUUCCACCUCAGUUAUUCUGCUAUUGAUUCCUUCUAGUGUAUUUUUAAUUUCAGUUAUUGUGUUGUUCAUCACUGAUUGUUUGUUCUUUAGUUCUUCUAAGUCCUUGUUAAACAUUUCUUGUAUCUUCUCAAUCUAUGCCUCCAUUCUAAUUCUGAGAUCUUGGAUCAUCUUUACUAUCAUUACUCUGAAUUAUUUUUCAAGUAGAUUGCCUAUUUCCUCUUCAUUUACUUUGUCUUGUGGGAUUUUACCUUGCUCUUUCGUCUGCAACAUAUUUCUCUGUCCUCCCAUUUUGUCUAACCUACUGUGUUUAUGGUCUCACUUCUGCAGGCUGCAGGCUCGUAGUUCCUUUUGCUUCUGUUGUCUGCCUGCUGGUGAGUGAGGUUGGUUCAGGGGCUUGUGUAGGCUUCCUGGUGGGAGGGACUGGUGCAUCCACUCUGGUGGGUGGAGCUGAAUCUUUUUCCUCUGAUGGGCAGGGCCACGUCAUGUGGUGUGUUUUCUGGGGUGUCUGUGAGCUAGUUCAACUUUAGGUAGCCUAUCCGCUGAUGGGUUGGGCUGUGUUCCUGUCUUGCUAGUUGUUUGGCAUGAGGUAUCCAGCACUGGAGCCUACAGGCAGUUGGGUGGAGCUGUGUCUUGAUGUUGAUAUGGAUACCUCGGGAGAGCUCACACUGAUUAAUAUUUCCUGGGCCCAGGAGUUCUCUGGUGGUCCAGCAUCCUGGGCUCAGUGCUCCCACCCCAGAGGCCCAGGCCCGACCCCUGGCUAGGGAGCCAAGAGCCUGCAAGCUGCACAGUGCAGCCAGAGGGACAAAAAAAGAAAACAAAACAAACAGACAAACAAAACCCAAGACAAAUAGCAAAAGCAAAAACAAAGAGCAGCAACAACACAACACACACACACAGAAAAAAAAGAGAACAAACAAACAAAAGAAUUCAAAAAUGAGGGGCUUCCCUGGUGGCACAGUGGUUAAGAAUCCUCCUGCCAAUGCAGGGGACAUGGGUUCGAGCCCUGGUCCAGGAAGAUCCCAUGUUCCGUGGAGCAACUAAGCCUGUGCGCCACAACUACUGAGCCCACAUGCCACAACUACUGAAGACCGUGUGCCUAGAGCCUGUGCUCUGCAACAAGAGAAGACACCACAGUGAGAAGCCCGUGCACCGCAGCAAAGAGUAGCCCCCGCUCGCUGCAACUAGAGAAAGCCCGCAUGCAGCAACAAAGACCCAACGCAGCCAAAAAUAAAUAAAUAAAAAUAAUUAGAAAAUGAGAACAGUCAGUGAGGAGUAAACUAACAAAAACAAAAAAUGAAAAAUAAAAACCAAAGCAAACAAUAAACCAGAAAGUGAAGAAAACAUAAAAUAUACACAUAAAAACAAUAAAAAAAGAAUAAAAUAAAAAACAAAGACCAAAAACAAGAAAAAAACACAAAACAACAAAAAUAAAGUAAAAAUAGAAAAAUAAAAAAUAUAUAUAUUAAAAAAAGAAGGGCUUCCCUGGUGGUGCAGUGGUUGAGAGUCCGCCUGCCGAUGCAGGGGACAUGGGUUCGUGCCCUGGUCCAGGAGGAUCCCACAUGCCACGGAGCGGCUAGGCCUGUGAGCCAUGGCUGCUGAGCCUGCGCGUCCAGAGCCUGUGCUCCGCAACGGGAGAGGCCACAACAGUGAGAGGCCUGCGUACCGUAAAAAAAAAUACAAAAGAAAAAAUAAAAAGGUUAAAAAAUAAUAAAAGCAACAACACCAACAAGUGAACAAAAUGAAACAAACCCAAAAAAAUAAUAAUCGUAAUAAGAAUAUUUUCCUCGGGCCUGCUCUGUCAGUGUCCUUGCUCCCCCAGUGAACCAGAGCCAGUCCCGACUUCCCCUGGAGGCCUUCCAGUACUUCUAGGUUGGUCUCUGGACCUGCUGUGGACUCUGUGGGGCCAGCUCAGACCCUGACCUGGCCUAACUCCCCCAUGUUCUUGCCCCCAGAGUCCACUGCUGUGAAGGCCAGACCAGUCUCAGUUGUGGGAACACUCAUUGUCCCUUCAGGUAUUCCACAGAUGUGGGAUUUACCAAGCCGAUCUUGGGGAUUUAAUCCAUGGCCUGUGCAGCUGCACAGAAAGAUUUCCAUUCCUCUUCCUCAGUCGCACCACCCCUGGGGCUCAGCUUUGCUUUUGACCCCGCAUCCGCCUGUGCGCCAUCCUUAGGCAUCUGUUCCUUGCCCAGCUGAGGGAGCAAAAGCCGUGGCUGCUUGGGGCUGGGGUGGGGUACAGAGGGCACAGUUGGGGUGUGUGUGAGUUGCCUGCAGCAGCAGGGACCAGCAGGCCAUUGCAACGGACUGUGGCAUGCUCGCUGUGCCAGGAGUACCUCCCAGAGACCGUGGAGGUAGGAGCUGGCAUGCAGGGGCAGGGGCAGCCCCCCACCACUCACCACUCACCACUCAACAAUGAUGCCUCACUUUCCAGGUAGACGACGCUUCCCCUAGGGGCAUUUGGAGCCACGCAUCCCCUGACACCCGUCCCCUCUGCUGUUCUGCGCAGCCAAGAGAGCUCCUCUCCCUGAUCUGCUCUCCCAACCCCACACUUUAGCAUUCAGCCCCUGCCAGCAUCAGUACACUCCUGUCCCAGGCAGGGGAGCCCAGGGCUGAUUCCCAAGGAGGUUUUGGGAUGGGUGGCGCUCAGGACCCUGGAGCCCACAUGGGCGUAGGAGACCCUGGCCCGAGGGGCAGGCAAGCCCACUCAGAUGGGAGCCCCUCCCAGUGCCUGUGGAGGCAGAAGAAGCCAGCAGGUGGGGAGAGGGGUUGUAAUGGUGGCCCCGCCCCUUGCGUGCCACUCAACAAUGACGCCUUGCUUCUAUGGUGUCCCGCACUUUUCCCGCAGACUUUCCUGGUUGUGUAGCUCCUUACUCCUGUCCCUUCAGGCUGUCUUUUCACAGCCAACAGCUGUCCCCUCCUGGGUCCGCACUCCAAAUCCCACCUUCCAGCACCAAGCCCCACCCUCCACAACUGGCAACUCAGGACUCAGGCUGGAAUGCGCAGAGCUGCGGUGUUGACCACUUGUGUAGUUCUUACCUUGUCCUGCCUUCAGAAACUGUGCUGCAUUCUCCUCUGAUCCCCCAAAGGUCCUUUUCUGUCGCAGCUAAUUUCCCCACCGAGAGGGAGUUUUUCUGAGUGCAGGGACCUCCUCUCACCUUCAGCUUCCCGCCAGGGGUGCUGAUCCCUGUUUUGCUUCCUUUUCUUUUUUUCUUCUUUCUUUCCUCCUACAGGUUAUGAGGGGAUUUUUCUUGUCCUUUUAGGUGUCCGAAGUCUUCCGCUAAUGUUCAGCAGGUGCUCUGUGAGAAUUGUUCCAUUUGUAGAUGUAUUCUUGAUGUAUAUGUGAGGAGAGCCGAAUUCCGUGUCCUUCUAUUCUGCCAUCUUGAGUCCCCCCGCUCACUUUGUUUUAUACAGUUUUCUACUUGAAAAUUCACCCAGAGAAUUGACAAUUUAAUCAUUUCAGUGUAUUUUGAGGUAGUUUCAGUGAACUAAAUUGUUGUGGUGUGUGGUGUUAACUCUCUCACUGUGAGGUGGGAGGCAUCUUUCCUUACUGGACAGUUACCACCAUUCUCCUGGGUUUCUCACUUUACUUCCUAAACCCAGAGAGGGACUUCCCAGUAACUGAUCUCUGGAUCUUGUCUCCUGCCUUUGCUUUUUGUCUCCUUGACUAGUGUGGUUCUUGGGGACCUAUACCUGCCCUUCUGGUGACAGUGCCUUUACACACUGAUGCCUGGUCAAUGCUCAGUUACUAGGAUACAUGUAGAGUGGGAAAAACUAUAAAAUUGGCACCAUCUAGCGGGCCUGGCCCUCUCUGCCUGACUUGUACAUUAUUCUUAGAUCUUCUCUGUUGAUCUAAUUACAUUCAAAAAGUAUUUUUUCGAGCCUCCGACAGAGAAAUGAAACUCCUCACAUAGUCCUGAACAAAGCUGUGUCCUCCAUCUGGGACAUGAGCAGCUUUGGGAGAGAUGCAUUUGGAGAGAUGCGGAAGCAGGGAUCACCUUCCUGGUUAACGAGAUAACUCAUCAAUAGGAUGAUGUAAAUCAAAACCAGAUCUCCCUCUCAUCCAGGUGCUUUUAUGCACUUACCAUCCUCAGAGUACUGUGCAUAGCUCAGGCAUUAGCACAUUGUUUGGCACAUAAGUACAAAAUAAAUGGUAUCUGUGAUGUCUGUUCAGAGACAUUUCCGUACCUCCUGGGUCGGAGCUAUGACAUGAAACUCCAGCUGGCUUUAUAAAGCAGACAAUGUAUCUGAAUGGAAAGACACUAAGUUCAGAGAGGACGGAGAUCACUGUAGUCCUGAGUGUAUUGGCCAAGCUUUUCAAAGAGAUGAAACUUGAACCAAGACCCACAAGGACAUUUAUCAUGAACUUUGCCUCCACUGUUUUCUGCUUCUUACCAUUAGUGAUCUUGGCAGUUGUUUUUGACAUCUUAGAUUAGAAGCUACUUAAGGAGAGCUUAAUUUCACAAAUCCUGAUGCUUUGUGUAUUUCAGCUUAAAACUUAACUUUCUCUUAAUUCCAAAGAUCCUAAUAAUAGAAAACCGUUAACUUCUCUUUGGGCAAAUGUAGCUGUCCUGCUCUCCUGACAGCUUCUCUUCUCCUCCAUUUAGGUUAUAAAUACAUGGGGCCUGGGACCAUGUGUUUCUUAUCCUUACUUUAUAAUUCCCUAUGGAUAAGACUGGCCUGAUUCUUACAUUGUAAUCUAAUCACUUACUAAGGGGUCUCAGGGUUUGUUGAAGGUGAUGGAUUAGCCUCUCAAGCGCCCCAGCCCAAACAGGGCUGGUUGUCUUGGGCAUUCCCAUCACCUGCCUUCCCUGAUCCCUAUUUCUGUUCCAACCAAAUAUGCUCCUGGUUUUUUCCCCCGAUCACCCCAUUUCUAUAGCACAUUAAAUACACUUUUAAGGAGGUGUCAAGACUUCUCUUAAGAAUAUGGGUUUUUAUUCACAAUAACACAUAUACAUAAACCAGGAGAUAGGCACAGUGGCAGAUGAGAUCCGACCAAGUACAGAGACAACGUUAAUUGAGAGUAUCCAAGUUAAUUUAAAACCCAUCAAGUUCAUAUACCCUUACUUUUUAAUUUAGUAAAUGUUUUAAGCUACUGUGUUUUAUCUCAGUUAAUAUAAUGAAGCUUUCCUCACUUUUUCCAAUUCACUAAAAACAUUUUUACUUACUUAUUGUUUUUAGACAACUUAUGAAGCAUUUCUCUGUGGUUUUCUUUUGCAAAUGGGCUGGUUUCACUAUGUGGGCCUUAACUUAUAUAAUUGUUGUCUCUUAUUCUCUCUGUGAUCCACCUUUCAUUGUGUUUAGCAGGCGCUGGUUGCUUUGUAAUAUUGAAAAAACAGCAUGUAGGUAUACUUGGAAAGAAUAAAUAGCAGUGAAAUUUUGUAUAUUGCAAACUGUUUUUCAUAGACUGUCAUCUUAAAACGUAACCCAUGGAAUGGAAGUCUUUUCACCAUUAAUGCUGCAGAGAUUCAUUUAUUUAACAUUAAACAGAUAUCUCUUGACUUCCCACUUUGUGCCAAGUAUAGUUCCAGGUGCUGAGAAUCUAGCAGUAAGCCAGACAGACAAAGACCUUGCUCUUUACAAGCAUACAUUCUAGCCAGGUUUGCAGUGGAGAUGCAGGCAUUCAACAAAUAAGCAAAUACACAGCCUGUAGAGAUGGCAGCGAUUUCUUGAUUCUUUUUCUCUCUACCAUGGCUUCAAGGCCAUUUCUACAACCUUAUUUUCUAUAGUGUUGAGUUGAAUUUAGUCUCAUAGUACUACUACCCCCAUCUACAUAAGGGCCUGUUCUAGUACAGGAGAGAAAGUACGGAGAGGCACCUGGUAGGGUCAAGUUUCUCAUUGUUAAACUGAAACUAAAUGUACUUCACUCUCAGGACUGUAGAGGUGAGGAUUCGUUCACUCAUUCAGCAAACAUUUAUUGAGCAGUGUAUCACUCAGGGUUCUAUUAUGUUCCAGGCUAUAUAACAUCUACAUGCAUGCCCUUAAGUACCUAGCUGGAAAGACAAAGACAUAAAAUAAAUAAUUACUGAUAAAUGUUACAGUAAAAACAUAUAUCAAGUACAAGGAGGGGGCCACAAAAGCAUUAAUUAACUCUGCCUGGGGGAAGGUCUCACCAUAAAGUGUCCUCUAAACUGUGACUUAAAGGUAACUGGAAAUACAGCACACUUCAUUUACUCAGGAAAGUUUACUGAGCCAAGCACAGUUGUGGGCCCUGUAGACACAGCGGUGAACUAGGCAAAAUCCCUGCUCUCUUGGCAGCACAGAGACAAACAAUAAACAGAGAGAUAAAUAAUUAUAUAUUAGGUGGCAGUACCUAUUAAUAUAAAAAAAAAGAGUAGGUUAAUAAAGGGAACAGAGAGUGACAAGGGUUGCUGUUUUAGAAAGAGUGGUCAGGGAAAGCUUCUCUGUCGAAGUGACAUUUGAGCAGAAUCUUGAAUGAUAUGAGAGAAUGAGACCAACAAGCAGGGGAAGCUGUUUCUGAUAGAAGGAGCAGCAUGAAGAAAAGCAUAAUAGCCACGAAAAUUGUGGCAUCUUUAUUACAAAGUGAAGUAUUCCCACUGAGCAUGGAUGGAGUAAGCUGGGGGUGCAGAGAGCUUGGGGAAGUGUGGUAGACGAGGCUGGGAAAGGAAGGAAGAGGGGGCCAGAUGGUGAAAAACACUGUGUCCCAUACUCAGGAUUUGGAAUGCCCACCUUGUUGAUUGGGGAAAGAGGGGCUAGAUUUUGAAAAAAUUUAAGAGAAAAAUGACAUGGUUAGAUUUUUUUUUCAUUCGGUUGGGUUUGGUUAGGUUUGUUUUGGUUUGUUUUGGUUUGGUUUGGUUUGGGGUAAAUUACCUCUAGCACAGGUAUGAAAGAUAACUUGAAAGGAGACGCAGAAGAAACCAAUUGUAAGGUUAUUAUGAUAAUGCAAGUGAGAAAUUAUUUGGCCUAAAUUAAAACAGUAAGAUGAGGCUAGAGAGGAGAUCGUAGAGCUCAGCUGUUUUAGGAGACCCACAACGGAAGAUUUGAUGCCCUGCGGAGCAUGGGAAAGGUCAGGAACAAUUCCUGCGUUUCAGUUUGGGUGACUGAGUGGGUGAUAAUGCCAUCAACCAGCUCAGGGAGCCCUAGAGGAGCAGCGGGCUUAGAAAUGCAUAUAAUGAAUUUGAUUUGGGGCAAUGGGAAAUACAGACUGGAAAUUAAAAGAAAAGUCAAGGCUGAAAUACAGAUUUGACUGUUACCAGCGUUUCAUGGAAUUUAAAACAGAGGCGCAAGAAGAGUAGUCAGCAUUGUCAGAUACUGCAGAGAAGUUUAAUAAGAUGAAGACUUUUAAAAGGCUGUCAGAUUUGACAGUUGGAAGGUUACCAAUGACUUCAUCAAGAGCAAUUUCAGUAGAUGUGGGUAGAGUAGAGCCUCAUCAUGGUUGAGUUGGAGAGUGAAAGGGCAAGAGGCUGGGAUUAUCCAGCCAGGAUCGCUGUCCUCUCUUCUUUCCUAAAGCUCCUCCUUGGAAGCUUUGAACCUGAGGUCUGAUCUUCUCUUCCCCUUCCCUCCUUAGCUUUCUCCACCCAGGGCCUAGGACUGGUUACCCGAGCUGGGGACAUGAUGGAGGGACAAAUAUUCUAAGAUCCUUGGGUCUCUGAUGGGAGAGGUGUCAGGGGUAGAGGAGCCUGAUGUUGGUGAGUAAGGUAUUGCAAGGAGUGUCCUCCAUAGGGAACAGCAGGUAGGGCCAGUCCAGAGACCUGUCUCCAGAGGGGAGAAAGAUGAAACACAUAGGCCUCUGUUGUAUGUGGAAACUCUGGACCAGGAAGCUGAGGUAGGAUGGGGAGCAAAGGACUUGAAGGACUGGUGGGGCAAACAUGGAAUUAGUCAGGAAACUUGGCCCCAGUGAGAGUGGAAUCUGACGGAGUGCGGGGGUGAGGGACAGAAUCUGACAGUAAACUGAUGCUAACUAGAAAUUCAGGCAGGGAUGCUUAGGUUUCCUAGGGCACAGGGACUGAAGAUGUGCAGGUGGAAAGACGUUGGCAGUACUUGUGACCAUGAAGAUAGCAGUGAGGGGACAGUUAAUGAAUUAAGGGGUAGCAUAAAGAAAAAAAACCUGGCAUAGAGAUAUUUAACAAAUAUUUGUGAAGCCUGAAGCGGUCAUUCACAUUUCGUGGAGAAAAGAGAUUAGAUACCAGAGUUCAGAAGAGCUGAAAGGAAACACCUAGGUUCCCUUCAGGGAGAGGAUGGACUCAGUGACUAAGGGAUCCCAGACAGCUUGGAGCUGCAAAGCCCAAGAGAGAGACUUGCACUUCGGAAGGAGUUGGAAGCAAAGUUCAGGGUAGGGGAGCCCCUCCCUUAACCCUGGGGACCAGGCAGUUAUCAGUAGGAUCUACCAGAUUUCCCCCGCCAGCUCCCAUACACACCCUCGGCCUCAGUUUCUCCCGCCUGCACUGCCACCUCAGCCCACUGGGGGGCGGGGCUCGAGGGCGAGGCUGGUGGCUGUUCCGAAGCCUCGAGAGCCGUCCGUUCCUACCAGACUCCCUGCUCUGAGCGGUCUUACCCCAUGGCCGGACACAGCCCCUCAAACUUCCCCAUGCCGGGCACUGGUGGGGACAGGCCCGCAGGGCCAGUGCCGGUGCGGGUUGACACUCCAAUCGAGUUGAGCGCCCAGGCGGCCCCCGGCAGGCUGAUGGUCCGGCCAGAGGUCAGGCCGGGGAUGUGCCCAGACCCUGAGGUGUGGGCACUGUCCCCAGGUCCCCCGCCGUGCGAAUUCCAGGAUGGGAUGAUGCCUUGCCGGCCCCGGGUCGGAGCUGGAGAGGUGAGCGCUUGGUUCCCAAGACCCUCUGAGGUCGCCUUCCCCGGGCCCUGCAUCGUCCUGCAGUGCAUCCCGACGCUGGCGCUGCCAGAAGACGUCUCUGCCGUACAGGAGAUGGAGCAGUUGGCCAAGGAGCUGAGGCAGAAGAGGAUGACCCUGGGGUACUCUCAGGCCGACGUGGCGUUGCUCAUGGGGGCUCUUUUUGGAAGGACGCUGAGCCAGACGACCAUCUGGUGCUUCGAGGCCCAGCAGUUGAGCCUCACCAACAUGUGGAAGCUGCGACUGCUGCUGAAGAUGUGGCUGGAGCAAGUGGACAUGGAGAACCUUCUGGGCUUAUGCAAAAUGGAGACGAUCCUGCAGCAGGCUGGGAAGCACAGACGGGCAUACAGGGAGAGACACAUCGGAAACAGCCUGGAGAAACUCUUCCUGCAGUGCCAGAAGCCCACACCCCAGCAGAUCAGCUGCAUCGCUGGGCAGCUCCAGCUGCAGAAGGACUUCAUCCAAGUUUGGUUCCAUAACUGGAGCAAGAUGGGCAGUCGGCCAAGCAAUGAUUUCUCCCCACUGACAGAGGUGGGGACUGUCAGACCUCCUCUCCCAAGAGGACCAGUGUGCUUUCCCCUGACAUCGGGACUCCAUUUCUGUGUCCCCCAUUAUGGGGGACCCUACUUUACACCGUUGUACCCCUGCCCCUUUCACUGCGGGAGGAACCCUCCUCUCUGCCCCAGCCACCACCCUGAGCCUCCCCAGGCUUUCCAGCUGAGGCGCCUGCCUUUCUGGGGAGGGCCAACCCGGGGAAACGGGUCCCUGGGGUUCACUUAAAGGCUUUUAGCAUUAAGUCCUCCAUUAGUUGUCUAAAGAAGUUAAGAAUACGUAAGGGAGAGGGAUGGGAGCUGUUUAGGAAAAUUUGGGGAGGGAGGUUGAAGUUUACUGCUGUGUUGUUUUUCCCUUUGUUUUUCCUUAGCAUUGACUUUAAGGUACAUUCCAAAACGUAGAUGGUUUUGGAUAUUUUGUUUCUCUCUGUUUAUUAAUUGAAAAGUAAUUGUGUCUCUUAUUCCACGUGGUUAUCAGUAAACAUAGGGAUAUUCGUAUGAACACAAUACUGAGUGAAAAACUCAGGUCACAGAAGACUAUGUCAGUGUAUUAUUUCUAUCAAAACCAAGCAGAACUUUGUGUGAACACAGAGUCCAAGAUAAUCGUUGCCUCCAGGGGAAGGUUUGAGGAUGGGACAGGAAAAGAGUACAUAGAGCCUACCCAGAGCCCUUGUUGAAACACAAGAGUUUGCCGGUUCUCCCCCUUUUCUUGAAAGAUGUGUUUUUUUCUAAUUCACUUUUCAGCUCUGUUUGGUUUAUUCCCUGGGAAUUUCCCUUACUUUCUUUUGAGCUCAGAAAUGCUUUGUAGAGGAUAUUUGUGAUAGUUGAUCCAACUAUCCAACUCCCUGGUGGCUUUUGCAGUGGUGCAUCUUAAAUCACUUUUCCAAUCUCUUCCAUGAAAUUGGUCUUUUCCAGUUCUCUACUUCUACAUUGGUCAAUAUGGGUCAUCGUAUACUAAACAGAAGGCAUUAAUCCCUCUGUGUUUUCACACCUGUUGCCGUACACCUCCAUGUAAUAUUUAUGGUUUUAUAAUUCUGUCACCAUAUACUAUACCUGAGUUUAUGUAUUCUUUUUGCUUACUAAUCUUGUCCAUUUUUUUCUCUACUUUUUUCCUUAAUCAGUCUUACGAAGAAUUUAUCUACAGGUAUUUUCAAAUAACAAGUUUUUUAUUUUUAAUCCUAUUUACUGUUUUUAUUUCCUAAUUAUUUAAUUUUAGGUUUAUUUUUAUUAAUUGCUUUUUUCUAGUUUCUUCCAAUAUGUAUUUCUUCCUCUCGUCAAUGUCUGAAAGUAGAGCACUGUCAAGACACGUAGGUUAGUGAAAAUGGAGCCAAACUUCAAAAAACCAAGAGUAUGUUGUCAGUGGUUAGCAGUGUCAUAUGUCAGAGAUCAAAUAACAUAAAUCAAGUAAGCUAUAUCAUUUCAUUAACAAAGAUGUUACGGGUACAUGUCUUAGAACAAUUUCAGGGGAGGAGUUAGUAGAGGCAGGUUCCAAACAACAGUCCAAAGUCUUCAUAUUUGCCAGAUUUUCCCCUACCUCAGUUAAAAACAUAAAUUCCAACCACUCACUCAAUGAGAUCUUUGCCAUCAUUCUGAAAAUUUCUGUAUCAAAUGUUUCCUUUAUCUUGUAUUUCCUUUUGACAAGGCAGGUAUUCUUAACCUGAAGAUGCCAAACCUCUUUGAGGUAUAAGCAGAAUAGCGUGUUUGUACAUAUGUGCAUUUUCUUCAAAGAUGGUGAUGGUAGCCUUCAUCACAUUUCAAUGGGGACCAUGACUGUGUAGAUCUAUGAUUUUAGAAUUUAAGCAACACCUUCCCAUUGGCCAUCUUACUUUUGAGAGUUUUCCCUUGAAAACUAAUAGGUAAUUCCUGGUUUUCUUCAAGUCUGUAUUUUCUGGGUAUCUCUAGCCAGUACAGUAUAAAGGCCCUGAAUCAGUUCUAACAUAAGUCUUUCAAAUUCAGACCAAAUACUGUAUUGAUUAUUGCCUUUAUUGUUCUUAUGCUUUUAUCAUUCCUUGGCACUUUAAUUAGAUUCUUAUCAUAAAGAACAAUUUCUCCCUUCCCUAGAAGUUUUCCUACUUCUUGUCUAAGAAAACUUGAGGUGUUAGGAGAUCCCUCCUUAUUCCAAAACAUUAUCCUGCUCUUAAAAUAGCAUCUGUUUUCUAUUAUUUCAUAUUUUUAAAAUGUGUGUAGUAUACAUCAUUGUUUAUUAUACUAAAACUGUGUCAUAAGGAUUUAUUUUUCAGAAUAGCCACUUUUGUUUAUGACUUUCUUCUAGAAAUAUUCUUACUAAACAGUACUGAUUCCCUUAGCAGAAUCCAUUUAUAAAUUCUUUUCAGGGUACAAAAUUGUAUUAUCUAUGUAGAACAAUGUUUUUACAAUGAAAACUACAAUUCCAUUCAAAUAAAAUCCUAGUGGAAUAUGGGAGUAUUACUUGACAAAGUGAUUCUAAACCGAAAGAAUGAAACUUGGGGAAAUAUGGAAAUUUUGAAGGUAAAGCGUUAGGGCCUUGUUCUACCAGAUGUUAUGAAACUACAAUAAUUUGAACACAGUGUUGUGGUCGUGAUGAACAAAAUAAAAGAAACAAGUAUUUGGCUAUUCCAUCUGUGGUCAUGUAAAUUGGUACAACCUUCAUGAAAGGCUGUUGGGUAAUUCAUAUGAGAAGUUUUUAAAAUGUGCUUUUCCUUUGGCCCAUCAUUUCAACUUUUAAAUAAUGUUUAUAAGAAAAUAAUUGUUAUAUGUAUGCAAAAAUUUAGUGAUAAGGGUGGUAUCACAGCAUUUUUUUUUAAUUUUAACAACGAAAAGUUAGAAACAGUGUUCAACAAAGGGUUAAAUAAAUAAAAAGGAACACCAUAUAGGGUAAAAAUUGACAAACAGUUCAGAAAAGAUUGUUGAAUGAGGCAAAACAAUUUAUUAAACUUUGUGAUGUCAUUUUUUAAGGAAAAAGGUAUAUUACAGGGAAAAAAAUCUAUAAUAGGUAUUACUGGUGAUUUUUUUUAAAAUUUGCUGUAUGUAUUAUACAGUUUAAAAAUUCAAGAAAUAUAUCUAAACAAAGACUCCAGAAAAUCUAGGAUUCCUAAAAAUAUUCAUUCUUCUAGUCUUUCUUGUCUCUAAAUGGUAAUUUCUCAUUAUAAAACAAUAUUUUAGAAUAAUAAAUCUGGCCUUUUCAUUUUUAGUCAGAUUUGUAGUUUCUGUAAAAGAAAGGCAAUUCUCUAAAUGCAGGAGUAUUGGGACAUAUCAGUUGGAAAGGCAUUGCUAAAAAUUAGGGUUUUUUUAAUCAGAUGUCCAUUAAUGUUAAAGAGCUGUAGUGCAGCUCAGUGAAUGAAGAUACCUGCCAUAUGUCUGUUUUCCUGCACAACAUGGUAAUUUACAAUUACAAUUAGAGUGUUUAUAUACUUCAGUGUAGUUAACCUACAUUUAGAAUAUAAGCCCAAAUCAUUUUCAUGUUCCUGGAUGUUUACUUUUCAAUUUUAAAAAAGCAUUUGAAAAUAUCAAAAUCCUGGUUUUAUCACGGUAGAAUUCUCCCUACUUGUCAUGUUUGAAGAAACUAAAUGAAUAUAAAUGAGAUCUGUGGAUUUUUAGAUUUGAAGGGGGGUCAGUUCCUGUGAUUACAGCCCCAGUCAAUUGAAAGAUGAACUGUUAUGAAGUAAAUCUACCCCAAUACCCAGUAGAAUCCUUAAAACAAGGCAUUAGCAUUAUCGUGGUUACACCAGUGAAGAGAAACGUGACAAGAAGCUUUGGGAGACUGUAUGGUUUACCUAAGGGGCUGCCUCCAGAAAAGAACCCAGCGGGUAGGUAUGUUGGGCUGCUGCUCUGCCACCUCACUUUUUAGCUGUGAGCCUUGUGAAUUCUCCUAACGGCAAAAUCAGCUACUUUGGCACUGAACUUGCGUUUCUUAGGUUUCCUUCCCCCAGCUUCCAGCAAAAUUCGAAAUGCAAACCAACUUCACUUAUCGCUAUUGACUCUUGUACUGACUGCCUGCCAAAGACUAUGGUCAGAAAAGGAAAAAUUGAGGCCUUCCAUUGAUUUUUAAAAUCAAUGUUAUCUUCUAAAUCUGUACAACCUGUUUAACAUACCAUUUCUUCUUUGCCAAAGGAGUAACUCUAUUGUUUAAUAAUUAGUCUUCCUUCUGGGAUGCAUGGUAUAGGCCUUCUUUUAGAACUGGCCAGGGCAGUGUAUAAGAUGCAUUAAGUUGAAUUGUUGUCUUAGAAUGGAUGAUAAUGCUCCUGGAACAGCUGUAAAACUUUGGAUAUCAUUGACUGAGUAGUGGGCAAAUCUUAACAUACACCUUUUUACUGAAAGAGAAUUAGUUUCAAUAUAUCACAUAUUAGUUUGCUAGGGCUGCCAUAACAAAGUACUAUAGCUUGGGUGGCUCAAAGAAUAGAAAUUUAUUUUCUCACAGUUCUGGAUGCUAGAAGUCUGAAAUCAAGGUGUUGCAGAGUUGCUUCCUUCUGAGGGCUAUCAGGGAAGGAUCUCUGUUUCAGGCUCGUAAACAGCCUCCUUUUCCCUGUCUCUUGACAUUGUCUCCCCGUGUACAUAUCUGUGUCCUAAUUCCCUCCUCUUAGAAGGACACCAGUCAGUGGAUUAGGGCUGCCCUACUGACCUCAUUUUAACUUAGAUCUCUGUAAAGAUCCUGUCUCCAAAUAAGGUCACAUUUCGGGGUACUAGGGGUUAGGACUUCAACAUAUAAAUUUUUGUGGGAUAAAAUUCAGCUCAUAACACCAGCCUAAUUAAAAUUUAAGCUAGAUUCAAUUAUUUGUUAAUGUAGCCAUUCAACAAAUAUUAAUUGAGUACCUUAUAUAGCUGGUUGUGCCCUCGGUACUUAAGAUGCAGUGGUGACCAAAACAGGCUCAUCCUGACCUUCAGGGUGCUUAAAGUAUGCUGAGGUGUCCAUGUUAAACAAAUAAGCAUGUGAUGACAACUCAUGAUAAAUAUGAUGGAGUGUCAGGUAUCAGAAGUCUUCAUUUAGCUUUAGAGUUAUAGUCCUCCUGUUACAUGAGUAUUGCCUCUGAUAACAUCAGUUGUUAACAAAUAUUCUAAGCCAGAGGAAGUAUGGCCCCAUAGCCAAGGCAUAGUUUGGAAGACAGGCUUUUCUGGGUUCAAAUCUCAGCUCAGUAACCUACCAUCUCUGUUACUUGAAAUUACUUCUUUCAGCCUCAGUUUCUCAUCUGUGAAAUAUGUCUAGCAAUCCACAGGGUGAGAGAGUUGAUAAACAGGUAAAAUUAGGUUAUAUAAAAAGAAACCCCUAGGACUUCCCUUUUAUGCAGUAGCCACCCAAUAAGUUUUCUCUCCAUUGUGUUUUCACUGUACCUUGUCUGGGCUUUAUUUAUAGCUCAUAAAUCGCUCUUUUGCAUCCUAGGAAAUUUCACACAGUGAAAUUGUGCUCAUCGAUCGAUAGCCAAAACUGAAUAAUGAAAGAACAGAAAAAGACAAUAGUCUCAGUUGCUAGAAAACAUACUAUCUAACAUUGGGAAAUGACUUUUGGAAUUGUAAUAAUUGGAAGACAAUAAAAAGUUCGUUUCCUUAGCUGUCAAAUAACAACUAGGUAAGGGAACAGAUGAUAAGGUUUUGAUUUGAAGGAUUUAGAUAAAGACUUUCUGAAAACCCUUGUAAUGUUAUAUAAUUGAAAGGAAUGAUCUCUGAAGUUGUUUCUAGCCUAUAAUAAUUGUAUGAGUCUCCAUGAAUAAGAACAAAACAAUGUACCACAGAUUGAAUAUGGAGGCCACAAGGAUAUAGAGUAUGGGAAUGGACAGAGGACAUUGUUCCUCAUACUGUGAUUACCACUUAAACCUUUCCUUCCUGAUCUCCUGCUGUGGUCGCAGUUGUCUCCCAAAUGCAAGCCCAGUCCUGCCUUCAUUCAUACUAUUUCUUCAUUGAACUCUAGCUUUUCUGUCCAAAGCCUACUAUAUUAGUUUGCUAGGGCUACCAUAACAAAGUACCACAGAUUGGAUGGCUUAAGGAACAGAAAUGUAUUGGCUCACAGUUCUGGUGACUCCAAGCCCAAGAUUAAGGUAUGGGUAGGGUCGGUUCUUUCCAGGGCUGUGAGCGUAGGAUAUGUUCCAGGCCUCUCUCCUUGGCUUGUAGGUGGCUAUCUUCUCUUUAUUGUCUCUUUACAUUGUCUCUCCUCUAUACAUUUUUCUGUGUUCAGCUUUCCCCCUUUUAUAAGGACACAAGUCAUAUUGGAUUAGAGCCUACCCUAAUGACCUUAUUUUAACUUGAUUACCUUUGUAAAGACCCUAUCUCCAAAUGUCAUAUUCGAGGUACUGGGGUUUAGUACUUCAAGAUAUAAAUUGGGGGGGAACCCAGUUCAACCUGUGACAUCUACCACUCCUGAUAGAAAAUAUAGGUGGGUGCUGUGGGGGGAGGGUGUAGGAACCCAGAGAGACUUGUUUAUUUUUUCUUGCAAAGGAGUUAAAUAAGAGGUGUGUGAUGGAAAGGAAAGAGCAUUAGCCGUGGAGCCAGGCAGCCCCAGAUCUGCGUUCUGUCUCUAGGUCAUUCACAUAGGUAAUAUCACCAAUCCAGGGUAACUCAUCAGAAAAUUUCAAGAAAAAUAACAUUUUUUCCCUCCCAACAAAUGACUUUAUGGGCUGAAGAAUUACAGUGGCUACUUAUUUCUAUCUAUUUUAGGAGCACAACAAUUGUACUUUUAUCAGUGAGAUUGAAUGGCAUUAUCUUAGGAAGAAAAUUUUGUAUAUUUUGAUAAAGAUAUGAUUCUUACUUUCCCCAGAAAAAUUGCUGUGUGAGCCUAUUGAGAAAACCCUGUCACUUUCUGCUAAGCAUUGCCAGCCAUUAAUUUCUUCAAGCUAAUGUAACAGGACAGUCAAGUGACUUGCCUUUAAUUUGUUGUGAUAAUGUUAUAUUUAUGAAAAGCAGAGCUAAAACAGCUGAUAGCAAGUGUUUAGACACUGGUUGUUUUCAUAAAUGGUUUUAAGAGCAUUGCUAAAUCUAAGUAGACACUGAGUAAGUUUUCUCAGUAUGUGAAAUGUAAAUCAUUCUUUCUGUAAUCAUAAGUCAUUAAAUGCAUGCAAAUGUUAUAAAUGAUCACCACAUUUCAAACAUAUUUUUAUGGUACCAGUCUGCUUGCUAAAUAUGUAUUACCUUUGAGGUUUAAACUAAAGAGGUGGGAAAAGACUUACCAUACAGGAAUUUAUUGUGUUGUUCUUUUCUCUCCUAAAAAGGCGAUCAUACCAACACCAUAGGUAGAAAAGAAUGUUUUUGCUUCUGUGUCACAUCAUUAAAGUAGUGAAUCUAAUGCCGUACAUUUUUGUCUUCUGGGCCAAGAAAUUUUAAGUAAAAUACUAACAAAAAUGUUAUGCUUUUAAAUGAGAAGUGAAAGAAUCUUUAUCCUUUUUAUUUGAGUUUCCAGAAAUGGCACACUCCAUAAAAAAAUUGUAUCAUUCUUAUUUUUGAACGGAGUUUCUUUCAUUAGUCAGUAAACAGUUUAUUAGGUGAACAUUCUCUGAGCACAUAUAUACACCAUGUGAAUGUUUAGGAAACAGAAGGUGCUUGAAUUUGUGAGAUUUAAAUAUUUUCUCACAGUUGAUCCAGUGAUACUGCGGUAGAAAUAAAACCACAUGUAAAUGAAAUACCACUUUCUACUAAAAAGCACGUAUAAAUUUUCUACCAUUGUUUUAAUGAGGACAACAAUGAUUCUAUUUACUCAGUGGAACAUCUUAUAAAUCAUUAGCAUGUUUACCUCCAUAUGCAUUCUAAGACUCACCCAUAAAACUCUACCUGUCCUAAUCACAAAUAUGCAUGUACAUUAAAUUAUAUUAUCUGACUGCAAAUAUUUUGUGCUGCUAAUAUUCUUGCAAAUAUUAUUAAAUUUUGAAAGUAUAAAUAAAGCAAUGAUUUGGUUUCUCACUUGCUCUUCUAAAACACAUGUGCAUGCACAUACUAAUACUCAUAUUUUAAAUACAUUAUGUAAGAUAUGAGCUAUGUAGAUCAAAGGUGCUACACCAGAACAUGGCAAGCAAAAGGAAUAACACUCAGCAUCCAGCUUUGGUCCAUCUCCCAGAAAUCUUUGCUGUGGCCCCAAACCAACUCCUGUUUUUCCUCCACUUCUACAUCCUCACAUUCUUAUAAGUAUAGGGUAUAAUAAUUCUUAUUAUACCCUAUACUUCCUUGGUGGUUAAAUGUCUACUAAGCACCUGUUGAGGGCUAGGCACUAAAGAUCAGAAUUAGACAAGGUACACAUAGGUUAAGUAGAGGAAAGGAGUGAGAAAAAUCAAGGAUCACCUCAUCCAUGGCCAGGGUUAGAGGAAAGGACAAAGGAACAACCCAGAGGAAGGAGCACAUAACUCAGUGGGGGGUACCUGUCCCAUUAAGAACAGGGACCACUGGAGCUAAGUAGGACUUGAAAGAUAACUAGGAGUUGUUAAGUGGAGGGUGUGAGAAGAGGGAUGGGGGAGACCAAAAGUCAAGAAUGGGAGAAAAAGUGAAAGGACUUGCUUUUGACUAGAAAUCUAGGCUGUGAUUAGUUGCUGCAAUUGAGAGUUAAAUGCAGUGGCUAAAAUUCUGAUAGCCAUAGCAGAAAGUUACAUAGUUCUCAGUACGUGAAGCUAAUUACAUGAAUCUUUCAAAAUGCAUUGAGAAAAAUAUUUUCUCAACAUUAAAUUUAAAGAUGAAUAUAUCAAUCUUAAGGAGACAUUGAACAACGCAAGAGAUAAUCUCUUUAAUUGUAGUACCUCUGUUGAUUUGGUGUCGUCAUUUAAGACACACAAUCAUUCUUCAGGUGACUGGUUCUUAUAUUGACUUAUAGAAAAUAGCCUAAGUCUUAAUACUAAGAUCCAAGGUUCUGAAGGCCUUUCUUCCAGGAAAUAAAAUAAUUUUGUACUGGCAUAAAGCUUCCAGAUGGUUUGCCUUUGUACUACUGAUCAGCAAAUCUAGAAAAAUUAAUGGUUGGUAGAUCCACUGUCCUAUUCUUCUCAAGAGUCAUUGUCUCCACUAGGCUUUUGAUACAAAGGUGUUAAUCAGAACCUUUAUGUUUAUUACAAUAUCGUAAGAAACACAGGGAAGAGUUUAACUGAAAAAACCAUCAGACACCAAAGACAGUGUCUUAAGUUAGUAGCCUAGUUGCCUUUGUGCGCAAAAAAGAAAAAAAAAAAAUCUGAUGAGAAACCUUGUUGUCUGUCAUGGAGCAUGGUCAUUCUGUCCUUGCCCAUGGCUCCAGAUGCAAGAGAGUGCCUGGCAUGAUACCAGGGACAGAGAUUAGUAAGUGUGCAUAACAAGCAACUGACUUAAAAUAAAUCAUCAAUCCAUCUGUGGUUUUUUUUUUUAAUCUUUAUUGGAGUAUAAUUGCUUUACAAUGGUGUGUUAGUUUCUGCUUUAUAACAAAGUGAAUCAGUUAUACAUAUACAUAUGUUCCCAUAUCUCUUCCCUCUUGCGUCUCCCUCUCUCCCACCCUCCCUAUCCCACCCCUCCAGGCGGUCACAAAGCACGGAGCUGAUCUCCCUGUGCUAUGCGGCUGCUUCCCACUAGCUAUCUAUUUUACGUUUGGUGGUGUAUAUAUGUCCAUGCCACUCUCUUGCUUCGUCACAGCUUAUCUGUGUUUUAUCCUCAUAUGAAAUAAAGAUGACUGAAGUAUUCCUGUACAGAGUCACUCUGAGAACCAGAAAACAAACAAGCAAGCAAAAACUCUCAUAAGAAUUUUUGAGAAGUACUUAGCAAGGCAUAAAGAGCAAUGCAAUGCUUAAUAAUGCUUUUUUAAAUAAAAUUUAAGGCCUAUAGAUCUUCAGUUAUUAAGUCCAGUGUUGCUUCCAUCUGUGAAUAUUGAAAUGCUUUAAUAUAUAUAGUAAUUUUUACAAAACUUUCUAAAAUGAGUCCUUAGCGCCAAUGUAGAUGUUGAACAAGAUUAAAUUUUUUUCCCAAAUCAUGCAAACUCACCAGUGUCAGAAGCCAUCAAUAAAUACAUAAGUCUUGACACCCUUGCUUUGUCCUUAUAUAUACUGAGUGACACUUUUUAGCUUCUUUCAGCAGACAAGUUUUGACAGGCAGAAAAUCUGUUAGGAUCCAGCGUUGAUAGAUCUGUUUCUUAUGAAUUUAGGUCACCUCUGAAAAUCCCCAAAGUAUGUAUAAUGAAACAGUUGUUAGGUGAAUAAUUUUGAGAGGUCUGCUUGAGGUAGCAGACUCAUGUUUGGGGCAUUCCAUUGGGCAAUUGUCUUUUCAGACCCUUACCAUCAACUGAGAAGAGCUAGAAGGCAGAGAGCCUGAAAACGUAAGGCUUCUAAGAGUUAACUAUGUUGGGAUUUGAUAAGGAUAUUUAGAAAGUGGGAAAUAAGUAAUUAUUUUGAGAACACUGAGACAUUUUUAUUGGAGUUCUUUAUAACUCAACUUGAAGUGGAAUAUAGCUUGUACGAAUCAUAAUGCCAGAUGACAGUUAUUUUCCAGUCAGUUCUUAAAGUGGUUUACAUGUUAUAGUUCAAGCAAUAUGAAAAUUUGUUCUGGAAAAGCAUUUGUUGUCCAAGGUUUUCUUAACCAAGAGAAAUAGCUACACCUAGAUCUCAAUCGUUUAUGAGUGAAUUGUAUAUUCAGGGCAUUAUCUGCAACAAAACCAUGGUCUUAGGCUAGCUUUCCCUUGUUUCCCAGUGCGUGCCACUUUUCCCCAAUACCAAACUCUUGUGUUCUCAGCAAAUGCAAACUACUUUUAAUUGUGCCUAGAAAAACAUCAGGAGAAUAAAUUACUUCUCCUCUCCCACUGCCCUCCUCCCUUCAUUAUUUUAAAGUAUUAGAAAACUCAAUAUGAAUUACUUUGUUUCACCCUUUCAGUUACCUAUAGCACUUAUGUGGAUAAUCCAGAAACUUCUUGCCUUUAAACAUGUAUUAACAUUCAAAAAAAUGCUACUAUUAAAAUUUACUGUGUAGUAAUUUUACAGAUUCAAAUGAAUAUAUGAAUUCAAAUAUGCACACGUAAGUAUCAGUCUCACGUUUUAUAGAAGUUGGAAAAAAAGAGUAGAAUAUUAU
Orcinus orca (killer whale) is the source of this 24278-nucleotide messenger RNA. It is a transcript of the gene POU5F2, whose product is annotated as POU domain class 5, transcription factor 2. Gene Ontology annotation, biological process: regulation of transcription by RNA polymerase II. The transcript has 2 exons. The record is from RefSeq and is a predicted model, not a curated record. The coding region runs from base 12481 to 13551 and encodes 356 amino acids. NCBI's taxonomy places the organism in Eukaryota, Metazoa, Chordata, Mammalia, Artiodactyla, Delphinidae. Gene Ontology annotation, molecular function: RNA polymerase II cis-regulatory region sequence-specific DNA binding; DNA-binding transcription factor activity, RNA polymerase II-specific.